Gadus macrocephalus (Pacific cod) is the source of this 4937-nucleotide messenger RNA. It is a transcript of the gene ldlra, whose product is annotated as low density lipoprotein receptor a. Bases 80 to 2869 code for a protein of 929 amino acids. The transcript is spliced from 17 exons. The record is from RefSeq and is a predicted model, not a curated record. Gene Ontology annotation, molecular function: protein binding; calcium ion binding. Lineage: Eukaryota; Metazoa; Chordata; Actinopteri; Gadiformes; Gadidae.
ACAGACACAGAGUUAUUAUAUUAUUUUAUUUUAUUUUUAGAGAUUGUUGCACCUUGACUGAAGUGUAAACGAGGUGUGCAUGAUUGCGUCAGUUAUGGGACGGAUACAGUGCGUGUCACUGGUGCUCCUCGUAUACUUUUACACUCAGACAUGUGCGCUGGCCCCGUGCAGCUCCUCCGAUUUCCAGUGUGGGACGGGGGUGUGCAUCUCGUCCCGUUGGGUGUGUGACGGCGCCAACGACUGCGGCGACGGCAGCGACGAGCUCAUGGGAAUCUGCAUGUCGCGGACCUGCGCCCCCUCAGAGUUCAGCUGUGGCAGUCGUGCCGUCGAGUGCAUCCCCAAGUCCUGGCACUGCGACGGCAAGGCAGACUGCGAGAAUGCCGCGGACGAGGAGGGCUGUGCGGUGAGGAGCUGCUCCGCCAGCGAGUUCCUCUGCGCCAGCGGGCAGUGCGUGUCCGGCAGCUUCGUGUGCGACCACGACGCCGACUGCGACGACGGCAGUGACGAGGCCGCCUGCCCCCCGCUCACCUGCAGCCCCUCCUCCUUCCGCUGCAACAACAGCGUCUGCCUGCCGAGGAUCUGGGCCUGCGACGGCGACGCCGACUGCUCCGACAGCUCCGACGAGUGGGGGUGCGCGGCCCCGGCGGCGGGGGCCGGCCGCGCGGCCUGCGCCCCCCUGGAGUACCGCUGCGGCGAUGGGGAGUGCAUCCACGAGAGCUGGAGGUGUGACGGGGGCGCGGACUGCAAGGACCGCUCGGACGAGGCCGACUGCACUCACACCACCUGCCGCCCGGACCAGUUUGAGUGCGGUGACGGCUCCUGUAUCCAUGGCAGCCAGCAGUGCAACCAGCAGUACGACUGCAGGGACAUGAGCGACGAGAUGGGCUGCGUCAACGCCUCCCGCUGUGAAGCCCCCUCCCACUUCAAGUGUCGCAGCGGCGAGUGCAUCAACAUGGAGCGCACCUGUGACGGCCACAACGACUGCCGGGAUUGGUCGGACGAGCCCGUGAUUGAAUGCGGUACCAACGAGUGUCAGCGCAACAACGGCGGCUGCAGCCACGCCUGUCAGGACCUGCGGGUCGGCCAUGCCUGCCUCUGUCCCGCCGGCUACGGGCUGCUGGACGCCAGGCGCUGCGGAGAUAUAGACGAGUGCGCGGACCCGGACACCUGCAGCCAGAUCUGCGUCAACCAGAUCGGCGGCUACAAGUGUGACUGCAGGGAGGGCUACCAGUUGGAGCCCAGCACCAAGGCCUGCAAAGCCAUCGGCAACGUGGCCUACCUGCUGUUCACCAACCGCCACGAGGUCCGCAGGAUGACCCUGGACAAGAGCGAGUACACGCGGGUCGUCCCCCGGCUGAAAAACGCCGUCACCCUGGACCUCCACAUCGCCUCCAACCGCGUCUUCUGGUCCGACAUCUCCGAGAAGACCAUCUACAGCGCUGCCAUGGACGCGGCUGCCAACGCCACGCAGCAACAUGUCGUCAUCGGCGACGGCAUCGGCGCCCCCGAGGGCAUCGCCGUGGACUGGGUCCACGGCAACCUGUACUGGACAGACGGCAUGCACAGCACCAUCUCCGUGGCAACCGUCGACGGCAGCCGCCGCAAAACCCUGAUCCGCCAGGACCUGUCCCGGCCGCGCGCCAUCGUGGUCGACCCCGUCCACAACUUCCUGUACUGGACAGACUGGGGCACUCCGGCGAAAAUCGAGAAGGCCGGACUGAACGGAGGGGACCGCGUCGCGUUGGUCACGGACAACAUCAUCUGGCCCAACGGCAUCACCCUGGACCUUCUGAACCAGCGCCUCUACUGGGUGGACUCCAAGCUGCACACCCUGUCCAGCGUGGACGUCAAUGGCGGGGGCCGGCGCACUGUGCUCGUGGACGAGCAGCGGCUGGCUCACCCGCUGGGUGUCACCGUGUUCGAGGACCGAGUGUUCUGGACGGAUGUGAGCAACAACGCCAUCUUCAGCGUCAACCGGUUGACAGGAAGUGAUGUCAGAGCGGUGGCGGAGCACCUGUCCUCGCCCGAUGACAUCGUGAUGCACCACAACCUCCGGCAGCCCGCCGGCAGGGACUGGUGUGGCUCGGCCAACGGCGGCUGUGAGUUCCUGUGUCUGGCCGCCCCCCAGGUGGGCCCCCACCCCCCCAAGUACACCUGCGCCUGCCCCGAUGACAUGGCCCUGGCCCGGGACAUGAGGCGCUGUGUGCCAGCCUCUCCGACGCCCGCCGCCCCCGUCCCACCUCAGCCCCUGGUGACCCGCGAAGCCUUGACCCCCAUUCCCCACCGAGCGGUCCAGACCACCGCCAGGACCCCGGCGCCCCUCACUGCCAGACCCCCCACCCGGCCGGUCACCACCCACAGAGCCCCCACCCGGCCGGCCGCCACCCACAGAGCCCCCACCAGGCCAGCCGCCACCCACAGAGCCCCCACCAGGCCAGCCCUCAUCUUCAGCACCGCGACGGCCAGGGCGGACCGGGGCACCCCCAAACCGGUGGUCCCCCACACCGCGGGCCCCCACACCGCGGGGCCCGCCCCCCAGGGGGAGGAGCCUGUGAACCCCCUCCCGGACUCCCUUCAGAAGCUGGAUGAGAUGGGACCUGAGACAGCUCCGUCCAGCCACACAGCGAUCUAUAUCGCCCUGCCGCUCGCGGUCGUCAUGGUGGCGGCCUUCGUCAGCUUCCUGUUGUGGAGGAACUUCCGCCUGAAGAACACCAACACCAUCCACUUCGACAACCCGGUGUACCAGAAGACCACGGAGGAUCAGCUCCACAUCUACCGCAGCCAGAGCCCAGAUGGCUACUCCUACCCCCCGAAGCAGAUUGUGAGUCUGGACGAGGAGGCGGACAACCCGGCAUUCUCCGAGAACUAAACGGAUACCAAGCUAGCAUAACAAGCUAGCAUACCAAGCUAGCCCAGGAAGUCCUUUAUUCUUGACCACAGCUACCGUGGGUGGAGAGAGCCAGCCCACAGAAACUUCCACACUACCUUAAGGUCUUUUCCACGACUCAGCUGAAGAAGAUGAAGAUGAAGUUACACGCCCGAUGUACAGACGAUUUCAGUCCACCGUACCGCAGGGGACCAGAAACUUGCCCCAGGAGAUAUCAGAUGAGUCUGCAUGUCUCCGGUCUGCCCCCCCACCUCCACCUCCAACUCCACCUCCACCUCGUCAUAGACUCAACAGAACUCCUCACCUACUCCCCUUUACACAGAAUUCCGAAAUCAACGAAUUGUAAAUAUUUCUUGAUCGCUUUCGUCAGUCCGGUGAGAAAUGUGCAAAUAUGCUGUUUGUAAGAACAGCCAUCUCUGGUGCAGAGGGUAUGGUGUAGGGAUCGACCGAUACCUACAGAUUUUUUAGGGCCCAUACGAUACAGAUUUUUUUUCAUCAGCCUUAGCCGAUAACCGGUACGCCGAUACCAAUUUUCUUGAGCCGAUAAUUGGAGCCGAUAAUACCCUGGAAAUCCAGAGUUCUCGCGAGAGCACAAUCACUAAUAUGGUGUGAUGUCGAACCUCUUAUCAGUGUCCUGCCCCGUGCCACUAUGACCGCAGUUACCUCAGCUGAACCCCUAGGAGAGAUCCUUAUUUAGUUAAUAUGGGCGGAAUGUUUGACUAAAGCUUGGUAAACACAUCUCCAUCAGCAGCUCCGCAGAGGUCCAGAGCGCAGGAUCAGAUGUUUACUUGACGUGUAUCAGAGGGACCAAAAGCUCUGGGAUGUCUGCACACCAAGGUCCAUGACCAGAUAGUCACUGAGACACGACAACUGGCACGUCUUUGAGGACGUGCUGACGGAGUACAAGUAUUCACCCCCUUUUCAUUGUGCUGCACCUCUCUGUACCGUCACCGGGCUAGCGCCCAGCAGUGCCUGUCUGUCGACACACUUUACUCUAUUGACUCUUCACCAGUGCCGUUUCAGACACUGGUUCAGUAGUUGGUUAGCCAUGGUGGAGUUAAAUUGAAUUUAAACCGCACCCCUCGAACCUCAAAGUUCGUAGUUCGAAAUUCGAAGUUUGAGGUUCACGAUCCCCCUCAUGCAAUAAAUCCCAGCAUGCAUCUCUGCUCACUUGGGUCACACCCCCAUCAACAAGCAAAGCGGCCACUGCCGUAAGGUUAACGAGGGUUAAGGCCGGUCGAUGUUGGGUUUUUUACGCAUUUCCAAGUGGCCUCUCCAGUGUUUUGAUGAGAGGGAUCUGAGAGUUGAUCAUUUAGAUCGUCCUCUCUUUUGUGACGGGAAAGUUUGUGUUUUGCUUGGUCAAAGCUUUAUGUCGGAGACACCUUUGUGCCUUGCAAGCUAAAUAUUUUGUGGAAAUCAGAGGGGUUUGAGAGAAAUGUAGGUGUUUACUUCAACAGUGUUACACGUAGUGUAUCCAGGUGAAGUCAGAAGUUGGUUAAAGGCACAAUCACUGCCAUGAUGUUUACGACGUUUUUAAGGUUUUUAACGUAGCUUCUAAACAGAGCUCUGAUUAUGGUGACUAAUUGUCCAUCAAUGUCCUUUAACUGACUGUGUUGAUCAAGGGUUUGUAAAUACAAUGUUCAUAAAUGUAAAUAAUUGACAUUUGGUCAUGAUGCCUUGACUUUUUUGUAAAUAAAUUUAUAUUUGUAUUUAUUUUGAAAAUGUUUGCCCUGAAUGUUCACAUGUGCCUCACCAUUUAUACAAUCAAUUUGAUUAUACUGUCCGCCAUUUUGUAAUCCACCACAAGCUCUUUAGCGUUAGACGUCGAAUUCUAAUCACGAUGUUCUCACACAAUGUUGUUUUCCUCAACUUGUAAUCAAUCUCAGAGGGGUAUGUUGAAACGCAGUGGUGAUCAAUCUUAUUUAACCCCCUGGUUACAGAGUGUUCUGUGUUGUGGGUCUUGUAGGAACAACAAGUCUGUAAAUUACACAGUUGUACACAGACCCUGAUUCAAGGCCAUGUUUGAAUAAAUGUUUUUGAAACCGGUAAA